UUCUCAAUGUUAGACUGAAGAAGUACGAGAGAAAAUAGCAGUCUGACAACUAAUAAUGUCUAAUUGUACUCAGCCUCCUGAUGAAGUUUCUUCAGUUGUUUCUCUUUCUCUUAUGUGGACUACAAUGGCUAAUUUCAAUGUAACUUGUACCAAUGGGUGUUCAGGCCAUGGUGAUUGUUAUGAUGGUGUGUGUUUUUGUGAAGUUCAGUACAGCGGAGGAACGUGCAGAGAUCCGAAUUUAAAUUACUACAUUGCUUUUUCCAGUGUGUUCUAUAUUAUCUGUGGCGUGUCAUUUAUACAGUUGGUAUUAUGUGUGAAAUCAGAGUUCACUCGAAUGAAACCACGUUCUGUGUUCAGGGCAUUUAAUGUGACAACACAGAAAAUUCUAUAUAUUUUAAUAUGUAUGGCAACUGCAUUGAGAGGGUACUAUUUUUCUUCUCCAGAGCAUGAAGCUAUGUUGUGGGCAUCCAGUCUUAUGAGUGCAUAUUAUCCGAUACUUCUAUCUGGUUCUUCACUCAUAGUUUGCUUUUGGGCAGAGGUAUUUCAUCUCAGAGACUUAACAUAUGAUAAGCCAGGUUUUCUAAGCAAAUCACUCUUGGGUUUCAUAUUGUUCAAUAUCAUUACUUAUUCACUGCUGCUGGCUGAGUUAUUACUACUUCAGUUUUCUGAUCCGUCUGAUAUGGAGAGAAGCCUUUUUAUAAAUGUCUUCCAUGGUUGCUAUGCACUUUUGAUGUUGGUGGUCGUAAUCUUUUUCCUUAUUUAUGGUGUGGAAGUUUACUUUAAGGUGCGGGGAGAAUUUAUUCAAGGCUCUUCAUCAGCUACAGAUACAUCACAGCUACAGCAGUCAAGAAUUGGACUAAUUUCCCAAGCAGUAUUACUACUUUUCACAGUUGUUUUUAUAUUUUCUGACAGUCUUGGUGACUUUUGGAAGGAUAAAGUUCCUGUCAUAAGCAGGAAUUGCUAUAAUAUAGUGUUUAGAGUUGUAGAAAUGGGCGUAGCAUUAUGGUUUCCUUGUGUGCUUUGGAACUGUAUAAGGCCAGAGCAAUUAUGGAUUUUGAAUCCACAAAAGUUGUUGCGAAAGUUAGAAAUAAAGAAGCAGACACAUUAUGGUGGAGAAGCUGAGGCAUUGGUAUCAUCGGCUAAAGAAGUAGCAAUUUUAAAGAGUGAUACCACCAAGUCAUUUGAGAAACUCCCAGAAUGUUGGAUAUGUUAUGAUCCUGAAAGGGAAGACUCAGGACCCUUGAUUCAACCUUGCAGGUGUAGGGGGGAUGUUUCAGUUGUGCAUCAUGAUUGUUUAAAGCAGUGGUUAAUAGAAUCUUCUAGCCAACCAGAUGCUGCAAAGUGCAAAGUAUGCAAUGAACCUUACAAAUUACGACAAAGCUGUGUUUGGCUUCCUCAUGGUUUCACAUUUGCUCAUUGGGCAAAGACUGCUGGAAUUGUUGCUCUGAUGUUUAGUGCUGUAGCUUUAGCAUGUUUUCUAAUAAAAGAAUUUGAAAAUGUGGGAAUUCGUACUUUAGCUGCAGGAUCUGCAAUAUUAGCUGUGUAUAUUUGCUUACGGUUAUUAGGAUUCAGUGUUCUCAGAAGUUAUCAAAGAGCCAAAUUUUCUGCUGUGAAGAUCUUGAAUCAUAAUUUGACUAACGGACAAGCUGAUGUCCUUCUGACAUUACCUCAACCGGCAAUUUCAGUUCCUGCUCCUAGCAGUAUAUCACAAGCAACAUGAAAAUGAUUUUCAUUUCUCCCUAAGCAAGUCUUUCCUGUGAAAACUGUCCCUUGACGUGAAGAUGGACGAUUUCGAAAAUUGAGGUCUACAUCUCAAAUUAUUUAACUUAAAAGGGACUUCAGUAUUUAUUUCUCUGUGAAUUGUGUUGUCUACCUGCUGGACAAGUUGGCUGUGAAAACAGUUAUUUAAUUAUAUUUAAAGUUAGAAUUAAAAAUUCUUUAAAUCUAUGCUUCAGAUUAUUGUUACAAGUUUUUUUAUACUGUGUGCAAUUAUUAUUAUUUUUGCUUUGAAAAUUUAUACCUGAUGAGAUAUCCUGCCUAAAUAACUUAUUAUAAUGCAGCUAGUCUGGUAGCGCAGUGAAGUUUAAAAUUUUAGAUGUAAAUAAAAGGUUAACAUAUGUUCAUAUUCUCUGUAUAUCAUUACUAAAAGCUUUUUUGAAAAUUUCUCCCAAAACACUUAACAUAGGUAUUUUGGCAUUUUAAUUUUCUGUUGUUUUUAACAUUAAUUAAACUAAAUUGGGAAAUUUAUGAGUACAGGUGUAUAAAUUAUUACUUUAUAGCUAAAAGCGUUUGCACAAAAUCUGUAUUUUCAUAAUUCAUGAUGUAAAAAUGAAUGAUAUGGUACAAAGUCUGAAAUCCAGUUAUCUGAGAACUGGAAUGAUCUAUUAUCUUCCUCACUUUUUUCUCGUAAUUGAAAGUUUUUCUUUUCUCAUCUAUGUAUGAAUGAAGAAUAUGACACUUAAGAAAAGCAUGUGUGCUGUAAAUCAGUUUUUGACCAAAUUAGUUGAGAUUUCUUUUACUCAGAAGCAUCAUUAUUAGUGAUAAUUUGAAUCAUCGUGCAUUUUUUCUGCAUUUAAACACACUCAGACUAGCAAAUUACAUUAUUUUUGUCUCUCCAAUCAUUAUUCAUAAGAGUGCAAAACUUUUCAGCUUAUCUGGCUUUGUGCACAGUAAGUGAAGCCUGGAGUCUAGUGCUUGUUUGUAGUGGGAUGUUGCAGGAACUGGUUUCAUUUUGUUUACAGAGCAGUAAAAUGAGAGAAAUAAUUUAAUUAUGAUUAAAUUCUUAGACUCAGCACAGUGAAUUAUGUUCUUUUGGCAUAAUCCAACUUAUUUUGUUCUCUAUUGUGAUAACUAUAAUCUUACGAGAAUCAAAAUUUUAGUGAAAGAUGUCUGUUUCACUCCUGCUGCAAAACUCUACAUCAUUUACGUAAUUGACAGAAAUGAUAAAUGGAUAUGACAAUGCCCCAAUUAUUAACAAAAGGCAAAAUCUAUACAAGUAAGCAGAAAUUUCAACUUUUGAUCACAUUUAAAUUUCAUGAUGUGGUUACUGAAACAUAAUCUCUCUUUGUGCGAAAUACAUCUUUCCAGAUAGAAUAGGAUAGUAGUUUAUUUUAUUUCAUUUCUUAGAAAAUCCUGAAAAAAUACAUUUCAUUUUUAAAAAAAUUUUCAUUAGCAGAAAAGUGUGGAGGAAUGAAACCAGACCAAACUGGUGCCACCUGACACUGAGGAAAUGGGAAAAAAAAGUGAUGUGGCUUUAGUGGAAAAGAAUAAUCAAAUUUUAGAUAAACUGAAAAUGUGAAGGAAUGCUAAAUGAAAAUGAAAGUCUUCUUUGCAAUGAUAAUGACCCAAUCAACAAUCAGUUAACAAAUUGCAAACUUUGUAUGUUGGAAAUGAAACAUUUUAAUUGACUAUUUGGUCAUAAUUUAUGACGUAAUGAUUACAGGAUUUCAGCAAUGGAAUUUUGUGACUGAACAAGAAAUUUUCUCUUUAUUAAUUAAACACGAAGUAUAAGCGCAAAAACAAAAUUCCUUAAACAACUUGUAUUGAGAGAAAUGUUUACCUUGAGCUUUUUUUGUAAAAUUUGGUUCCAUUAAAUCAAAAAUGCUUCAUUACAUCCAAAAUAGCUGAAGUCCUGACAGUUUUGUGUCUCAUAUCGUACUGUAUAGAAUUUUGAAAUUAAUUUCUCAUGACCAAAGCAAAGAGAUUAAAUAACUGCACUUAUGUAAAUAUAUAAACUCAAGCAAAUAUUAAAUGAAAGAUUUUUUUCUCAAGAUAAACUGUGUGUUUUGAGAAAAAAAUGCAAUUUGCAAUGGUUCUUUAUUUUGUUUAUUCAAAUCUGGAAAAAACAUUUCCUGGAGGAAGUUCUCCCACUUCUUAAGAUACCUGUUAGCUUUUGGAAUUCAGUGAAAGAGGCUCUAAUUCUGAAGUCCUUUAUAUGGAAACAUACCAGAAACUGUCAAACCUCAACUUUCCUAUGUGAGGAACCGUAACCACCUCAGUCAAUCGAAAGCAUAAGCUUGUAGGGGCUAAAUUUUAAAUCGUGCAAAUUUUUCUUUUGACAGGAUUUUUCUGAAAUUGUUUAAAGUCUAAAAAUAACUGCAUGAGUAUUACAAUUAACACUGUAACAAACUCUUUUAUUACUCAACAAAAAUGUGUCUUCAUUAAUUAAACUGGUUGUCCCUAAGGUUUUAUUUUGUGAAACAAAUAUUCAUGCAUACUAAUAGAAAAGUUGUAAACUUUUGAUGAACUAUAAAUAUGAAAAUUUAUGCAAAUUUUGAAAUUUUGUCAAAUUUGUAUAUGCAUAUUAUUAUUAGUUACUGUUUUGAAAAAUCCUGUUACCUUUUUCUUCCUGCAGUCCCAUAACUUUAUCAACUGCCGCAUAAUCAUAUCAUUAUUUGGUCAACAAAAGAUCCAUAUGAGAAGCAUUAGAAUGUUGUUUUUUGCUGAAGGCUUCAGUGCUCAAGUGGUAAAACUAGUGAAUGAGUUAGUUGCAUGAAAGUUUUUAUGGUUUUUCUCAUGUGUAUGUAAUGCAAAUGUGGGCCAGUGUACCAUUGAUGUCAUCUGCAAAAUCAUCACGCUUCAUAGGAUGAUAAUCCCUGCAUGAUUUGUCGUUGUCAAAAUGAAGCAAAACCAAUGUUUCUGCAUUGCUAGUUUUCAUUUUGUCCGUUUCACCAUCAUCCUCAGCAUUACUCUCAUGGCUGCAGUUUUUAUUGUUCUCCAGAUUUAUACGUCAAAUCUGUUUUUUGUCAUUCAAAAUUUGUUUACCAUUUUCUGCAUUUAUCCAUGUUUAAAUAACAUCUUGAGUGACAGCAUUAUAUAAUUUUAUCCUUUAAUACAUAUAUAUUAAUUCAUUAUCAGUCAGCAUUGUUCUCCUCUUUAACACAUGUUAAUAAAACUUUUACCAUAAUGCAGAGUAGGAGGUUAAUUUGACCUGUCAGUGUUCAGAAAGGUCAAAAAGAUAGAUCAAUAAGAACAUUCUCAAUAUACAUCUCUUUUUUUUUCCUCUUAGUUUGCUGCACUGUUUCUAAUAUUAUUACAUUUCCUGGGUGGUGCCUUUGAAUUGGUUGUCAACUUUAUUAACAGACAGCUUAGUUGAUGGAGGACUGAUUAAUAAAGGUUCUGUUGUAUGAUCAAGUUAGCUUGAGUUUGAGGUGUUCUGCAUAGGAAGCCAAAGGUAAGACAUAUUCUCAGAAACAAAGGGGGAGAAAUUGUGAAUUAGCCUCCUAUGAAAUUGCUGUCCAGACUUGUUCUUUAAAUGCUUAUAACUUCAAAUCUGAGAUCUGGAAUUUCUGUGUAACUAUUAGAGUAUUUGGUCACUGCUGGCGAUGAAUUUCUCUUGAUAGAAAAUAAUGCACAUAUAAUCAAGCAAUAGUUGUCUGUGUGCUGUAGAAAAGUUAAUUUAGAAGAAUGGAGUGGCUGUCAUUUCAUGGCUCUGUUGAACAUUUCAGAGCAUUUAAUACUACUUGACAACUAACAGGAUUUUAAAAUUCUUCCAGAGCUAACAAAUGUGUUUAAUACUCUUUAAGUCCCAUGGUCAGUUUUAUUUUUAUGACAUUUGAUGUUUCACUGUCAUCCUCAGCAUGAUAACAUAUGAAAAACAAAUAUUACCUUUCCAAUAAAAAUAAUUUCCUUUCUUAUUUUGCUUUAUUAUCUAGAUAUCAUACUAGACUAGAAAAUUAGUAGAUUAUGAAAACUAAGAGUAAAAUAAGUAUACAAAUUUAACUGGGAAAUGCUCAUUAAAUGCAGUUCUUUGUGAGCAAAUCUAAAAAAAUAUAAGCUUGUUACUCAGAGGGUUAGGAAGCAGUGAAAAUUCUUCUCAGAAUAUCAGAAGUCACAGCUUUUGGUAAAUGUUUUAAUUAAGAUUGUAUAUUUUUUGUAUGUGUAGUCAACAUCUUUUUCUUAUGUUUAAAAAUUAGCUUAAUUGUGUAAUAUUGUAUAUCAUUUUGCAUUAUAACAUUAAGAAUAUGUGCAAAUUUUGUUUAUAGCUGAAAAGUAAUGAGAGUUAUGCCUGUUUAAUUUUUCAUUCCUUAAACUGAUAAGCUGUGCAAAAAUAUUAGUGUUAUUUCUGGUAUUUAUGACAGCUUUGGGAAUGCAGCUGUUGUACUGAACAUAUUUGAAGUAAUUUCUGUAUACAUAUUAUGAUUAAUGUAUAUAGUUAUCUUUAAGUUUUCAAACUAAAUAGUUUCAUUUGAGGAAGUACAGUAGAACUGCAACUAUCCAGACAAACUAGAGCUGCAAUUCAUUUGAUAAUCUGUUCCUCCUAUUAUUUUUAAAUACCUAAUGCAAAUGAUAAUUCCACAUACUGCAUGUUAUGCUAAAGGAAAGUCUAAACUGCAUAUAAUAAGGCAAAAAUUCCUUAAGUGAAGGUGCAUUUGACAUAAUGGCAUCACAUUUGUUAAAUUUACUUUCAAAAAUGAGCUCCCCGUAUGAGUAAGCACUGGUUCACAAAGUAAACAAGUGAAACUUUGCAGUAUGGUCAGCAAAUGGGCCACAGAUAUCUAAGGGAUGAUCUGUGAGUUAAUAGCUGGCUUCAGAAGUGAUUUUAAAACUAAAAUUUGAUUUAUGUAAUUAGUGUCAAAAUAUAAAAAAAUAUAGUGCAAUUUAAGGAUUAGAUAAUUUUCAUUUAUGUUUACAGACUAUGCAUUUCUCAAAAGUUUCAGGCAGUCUACAUGUGACAUGAUUUAUCUAAAUUAACCAGCUUCUAAAAAGAAUUGAAAAACAUUGUUUAGUUAAAUAAUAUUUUUUUACAUGGCCUAGGGAAAAAAGUGAAGCUAUGUAGAUAAUUGAAAAUCUGCUGUGUAAUUUAUUUAAAUAAUUAAAAGAAAGACUUCUAACUAAGAACAGAAGUAGUGACUUGAAAUCUUACUCUCUAAACUACUACUUUUCUAGUUCAUGAUCAUGAUUUUGUUUUCAUUCAUUGUCUCUGUUAGUAAUAAUAGUUAUAAAUAUGUAAAAAAAAAUAUUUUUCCUUAUACAGAAUAUAGGGAAAUUAUAAUGUUUUAAAAAAUUAUAAAAAGAAUAAAUAAAAAAAAAAUGAUUAACCUAAUCAAAUAUGUCACUGUCUGAUCUGUUCAGAUAAAUGUCAUCUAGUUUGAACAAAAUUGAGUAAAAUUAAAAAGGUAAGAAAGAUAUCCUGAAUUGUGAAGCAAAAUAAAUAGCUAUAGUGCUUGUGGUUUGAAGUUGCUUGUAAUAAAGCUUUCAUGAUUUUAAAUAUAAAUUUUAGGUUUACUGAGACAAGCAGAUUCAGAUUAUGGCUUGUGAACUUUCAAAUAAUUUUAUGAAUUUAAAAUGCAUCAUUUGUAUCUCAUUUUAUAUGCUUUAAAUUUACAUCUGAUAUUAUAAUUUAUAUACUUGUCUGUUGUUUUCAUCAUCGGUUAGCUUCUCAACUUUGUUCAUAAAAGGUGGCUUUAUUUUCUUUUAUCAUAUGUAUAUAUUUUCUUUUACAGAGUUCCUUUAAAUAAUAUUGAAAAUUUUAUGAGAAUGAUUGUAAAAAUGUAAAAUUUAACAUUUUUAUUGGGUCUUCAUACAGCAGAACAUCCUAUUAGAAAAAUUAUGCUGUAAUAAAUUAAAUAUAUGAUGAAACAACAUGUUUUAAACCUACUUAUUAAAUAUCAGCAGUCCUAGUUUUCAGUUUGGAUAUUUUUAAUUGUAGGAAAUAAUUUAAAAUCAUAUUAGUUAAUAGGUAUUUUUAAAAAUUAAUUGAAUUAUUUUCUACCUUCAUUACAUAGAAAAAUGUAAACAGACAAAUAAGCUAAGAAAAUAAUCCACUUUCUUUUUUCAUGCAUUAAGAAAAUCAACCACUUUCAUUGCUUGUGCAUUCUAAACUCUUAAGCAUGUAUUUUACAGUCCAUGCAGAAAAAUCUAUUUUAAUGGAUAUUCAUAUAUACUCAUCUUGUUUUAUGACAGUUUAGUGUAAGCUUUAAUAGUUUAUGAAUUCACACCAAGUGCAGCUUGUAAUGUAGAUAUAAGCUAGUUUAUUUUUAGAAAGUUCUCCAUGAAGGCCUCCCUCUCCUUAGGCAGAUAUCCCCUAUGUGCCUUGCCAUGGGUGGUCAUUUGCCUGGGCAGUUGAGCUUUGUUUAAUUGAUGUUUUAACCAAAGUUUCACUGUCGAGUUAGGAAGAAUCGUAAAAUCAAUCUUGGCAUUGAUUUGCUCUUUUUAUAUGCUUGAUACUGUAUAUACAUACCAACAGCAUUUGAUGGUUAUAUGAAAAAAGUUAUUGUGAAGUUUCUUGCAUAAUUGAUAUGAUUGAAAUCCUGAAAUUUGCAUCACUUGUACACAUUUUUAAUGAUCCAUAAUAAGAAGUGACAACUGGAACUGUAUAAGUACUAUGAGUAAAAGUAAACACUAGAAAGAAAAGGAAGAUCUUUUCCAAACUAGGGAAUAUAAUCCCCAGUGUUGUGUCCAUGGGAUAUAAAAAUAAUCAGACAAAGCUACGUGUGUUCUGGUAGUGACUGUAUCAAAAUCUAGCAUUAGAGUAAAGGAAAGUACAUGCUAUUGAAAGUUAUGGUAUUUAAUAACACAAAACUGUAAAGGAAUGCAUGAUUUGGAAAAAAAUGUACAGGAACUAGCAGUGGUGUAGUUAGUCCUGAAGUGUUAAUUGCUUAUAUCUCGCUGAACAUUAUACUUUAAGAGGAUGGAACAUUUUGCAGUUUUUCUAAUGGUCUUUUAGCUAUGGACUGUGUAAAAAGCUAAUGUUUGUAUUUUCAAAAACUAUCUGUUUUCUCUCCUGAGCUGAAACUUAAAUAAAAUAAAAUCUCUGUGGAGAAAAACCUUGUUAUAGAAAAAAAACAUGCUUAGAAUCACUGUUAAAAGAAACAAAUUCUGUAGCCACCUUUCAUGCAUCCCAUGUAAUCUUCUGAACUCUCCCUUUUAUCAAAGUCCUUCACACAAGAUUAUUAUGAAUAUAAUACAUUUUUAUAUAUACAAAUUAAAUUUCCUUUUUCUUAGCCCUACCCUUAAUUUUGGCCACAAAAAUUUACUAGAAUUCAGCUUAUUUUCUAUUAAUCCUUUCUUUGGGUAUAUGUACAUAGAAAGAGAAGUGUACCUAUAGGUAUUAUCAAAUUGUUGUAUAAAUGGUUUGUUAAUAAUGACUUUUAAUUUAUUAAUGUUAUUUUUCAUGUCCCCUUUGGGGUUGAAUAUCUUGUAUUCUUCAGUACUUUCCAAGGGCAAAAGUGUGACUGGAAACAGUUUGUACUCAUAAGAUUUUAUGUGCAUUUUGUUCAGUUUUUACCUUAAUGUUAUUUAUAACAUAAUCCCAUGCAAAGUUAUUUUAAGUUAUUAUACUCAGAUUUUUAGUAUUACAAUAAUACAGCUUGUACGCAUUUAAAUAUUUUGUUUAAUAUGUAGCAUUUUCUAGUAAUUCAUUGCUUUAGAACAUGAAAUGAUAUAUAUGAGCAAAAUGUAAUAUGAUUUUAUACAAAUUUAUAUGGAUAACAUGCAAGCAUAUUUUUUGUUCAAUUUCCAUAUUGUAUAUAUGGUUUAAAUUUGUGUUAUUUGUUUUCUUUGUGUCUUAUUUAAUUUUGUAAGUGUUGGGUUUGUAUAUUAGUAUGAUAUUAAGGUAUGUAAAUGCUUGUAAUUUUGGAUUCUUAAAUACCUCAAUGAAUAUUACUUAAAACUUAUCAAAUAUGUAUCUUUCUGAAUUAAAUGAUAUAAAAUGUAUUCUUUUUCAGAAUUUUGUAACUUAGAAUUACUGGUUGACCGUUUUGCUUAUUUAUGAAUAAAGUUGUUUAAUGUAAAAUAUAUCUUUGCUAAAUUUUUAUUUCAAAUUCAGAACUUAUCGAAUUUUGCAUAAUCUGAAAAAGUUGUAACAUACAAUUCUUUUAAAUAAUUGCCUUAAAUUGAGCAAGUCCAAUUCAUGGGCUACUUGUGGCUGCUAUUAUGUAACCAAAAGAGUGCUGAAAAGUUAUGUCAUGCAUCUAUGAAUACAAUAAAACAAAAAUCAUUAAAUGACUUAAGUGGGCAUAAGUGCUUUCUCAUAAUAAAUGAUGUGCUAAUAAAUGACAGUAUUCAACAUUAAACUCAGUCAGCCUACUAUUAAGAACAGCAAACUUUACUUUGAAAUUCAUGUGAACAGCAGAGCAUGUAGUAUUAAAUGCCAUUUUAAUUAGGAGAUAUUGAGAACUGAUUUCAGGAAAUUUCAAUUGCUUGAUAUUUCUUUCUCAUUUAAUAUCCAACAUAACUGUGAAUUUGCAAAUGGAAUACAUAAAUAUUAGAAUGAUAAAUUUAGUUCCUUUUAAAUUAAAUAGAAAACUUGCUGCUAAAUAAUUAUUUGCGGUAGAUACAGUGGUAACAAUUCCAGUGAGUGCUAGUUCUACUUUUUAAAAAUAUCCAUCAUUUAACAGUCAAUCUCUGUUUGUAAAAUCAGAAAGCAUGCAGCAAUUUUUUUUUAAUGUAGAAAAUUACAAAAAUAAAAAUUUGAGACAGGUAUCCAUUGAGUAGUUUUUAUGAGCAUACUAGCAUUUGCUCAUAACUUUAUUAGAAUGACAGUUUGUCAUUCAUGUAAACUAGCCAUUGAUCAAGGGAAUUUGAACAGCAUUGUAAUUGCUAUUGAUAAAUAAAUCUUUAUAAUCAUGUUAUGUAAAAAGCAUGCAUAGCAUAACAAUGUAACUGUUUUGCUUUUCUAUGGGUGUUGUGGGUAGGGAAUAAAAAUGUUUAAACGCAAUAUUGUAUCAGUUUAUAAAUUUUUAAAAAAUUAAGGUUCCUGCUGUAGCUUAGUCAUGUAUAAUAUUGUGCAAAAGAUUUUGACCAAAAUUGGUCUUUUUAGUAUUGUACUUACUACCUAGUUUAUAAACAUAUGGUGUAUAUGAUUUCAUUUAAUUUUUUAGAUAAUUGAUUUAGAUAAGCAUAAAGUAAGCUAAGAUGCUAGAUCUUAUCGUGUUAGUGCUUUGAAAGUAGAUUAUAAUCAAUAAACGUUCUUUUUACAAUAAUGUAAACAAAUCACAUCCAAUUCUUUAGUGUUUAAUAUAUUCAAUAAAUAUUCUAGUUUAAAUAAACUUCACAUUUAACAGAAUUUUAGAAGCCCUUUUACACGUGAUUGCCUACAGUUCAUUGAAAAUCUCUCAGUUCCUUAAUAAUCAUUCGCACAGUUGAUUUUAACCUUUUUGGAAAUAUAUUAGACAAUUUAUGUGUAUAUCUCUGAAUGUAUAGUUACUUUGUUGACUGUAUAUAUCACUGUAUUAAUUGCCAAUCUGUUUCUCAGUUCUUAAAAUUUCACAACCUAUUCUGUAAUCCGUCAUUCAGAAUUUACAUCAUGAGUUAUUAUAUUUGCACAAACUCCAACUGAUGGUAGUUAUUGCUUAUCUGUGUGUACGUAUGCUACUGAAUCACAUUGACAGUGUUUUUAUGCAGGUUUAACGCACUGAAUAUAAUUUCAUUGGAUAUAUUAAAUGAAUGUUAUAUAAUUAAGAAAUGACAAUGGAAAUCAAUAAUUUAGCUGCUUUUAGUGAGUACAUUUGAAUGUCUGACCCAAGUGAUUAGUAACAUUGUUUGAUGCUUGUUGAAUUCAGCAUUAUUUGUAGAAAAUACUUAACAUAUAGCACAGACACUUCUGUUGAAUUAUAAAUAAUUUAGAGUUAGUUCUAAAGCGAUAAAAAAUACUGAUUAUAAAAUAUUGUAUACAAACAACAGGAAAUUCGCAAUUUUACAUUUUGUUUCAUAAAUUAAAAUGUCAAAAGUGAUAGAUCUGUUAUUUCUUUUUAAUUUUUUUUGUUGUUGUUUUUGUUUGUUUCCCUUUGCUAGUCCAUAUAAAACACAAGAAUUCUUUGUAAAUAGUCAUGCUCUUCAUUCAUUGUAAGUAUAUUUUACAUUCAUGCAUAUAUAUAUAUAUAUUUAAUUAACCGAUUCUUAUAUUAUUUUCAUUCAGAUUCUAACUGUAUUUGAAAUAAAAAUUAUACAUUUUUACUGAGAAAAUUAUACUCUUUUGUGUUAUAUAAUUCUGUUAUAUUAAGUUGAAUAAAAUGGUAAUGGAACAAAAGUUGUUUAUAA
Stegodyphus dumicola is the source of this 11982-nucleotide messenger RNA. RefSeq lists its product as uncharacterized. Gene Ontology annotation, molecular function: zinc ion binding. Lineage: Eukaryota; Metazoa; Arthropoda; Arachnida; Araneae; Eresidae. The record is from RefSeq and is a predicted model, not a curated record.